AUGCACCGGAAAUAUGGGCCUAUCGUGCGUGUGAAUCCCAACGAGGUGCACUUCAACGAUCCAGAGUUCAUCGACACUCUGUUCCCUCUCUCUGGCAGAAGAACGAACAAGCCAAUUCAGAUUGGGAAACGCACAGGAACGCCCGAUUCCAUGGUCACAACAGUCGAUCACGACGUGCAUCGUCGCCGCCGCAACGCCGUAAACGCCUUCUUCUCCAACAACAGCAUACGCAGGAUGGAACCCAUCUUACAGGAGCGGCUGCGCACACUGCUCCGGCGGAUCCGCAGCGGCGAGCCUAACAAGGCGCUGGAGAUGCAUCCAGUCUUCAGGGCGUGCACCAACGAUGUCAUCACGACCUACGCCUUUGGGCGCUCGCUUGGUUUGUUGGACCGUGCCGACUUUGGCGUUCCAUAUUUCGAGGCGAGCGACGUCUUUUUCCGCCUGGAGCACCUCUUUGGCCACUUUCACUGGCUGGCGGAUCUGGUACAGGCUUUACCGUUCUGGCUGGUUCCGAUGCUUUUUCCUUCGCUACAGGAGCUGGUCGCCAAGCAGGCCUGGUGGAUGGACCGGAUCCGUGAAAUCAGGGGCUCAGCAGACAUGUCCAAAGCCAAGGAUACGAUUUUCCAGGGCAUUCUGAGCGGCGGAUUGCCUGAAGAGGAUGUGACCGACAAGCGCCUCUUAGCCGAGGCGCAGCUCAUAGUUUUUGCGGGCGAGGGCACCACAGCAUACACACUCACCGCGGCCAUGUACGAGCUUCUCGCCAACCCUCCCGUGCUCGAGAAGCUCCAGCGCGAAUUGGCCGAGGCCAUCCCUGACAGGGGCACGAUGCCCUCCUUCGUCCAGGUGGAGAGCCUCCCUUAUCUCAAUGCAGUGAUUCAGGAGACAGUCCGGCUGCACCCGGGCGUCAUGGCCCGCCAGGCGCGCAUCUCGCCCGACCUAGCCAUCACAUACAAAGGGAAAUACACCCUCCCGCCAGGAACCAUUUUCAGCAUGUCACCGCUUACAACGCAUAUGAAUGCCGAUGUGUUCCAGGAUCCCCAUGUGUUUCGGCCUGAAAGAUGGAUCGAUAACCCGAGAAUUGGGAGGGCAUUCCUGGGGUUUGCUCGAGGGUCCAGGAACUGCGUAGGGUGA
Thermothielavioides terrestris NRRL 8126 is the source of this 1131-nucleotide messenger RNA. RefSeq lists its product as uncharacterized. Gene Ontology annotation, molecular function: monooxygenase activity; oxidoreductase activity, acting on paired donors, with incorporation or reduction of molecular oxygen; iron ion binding. The coding region runs from base 1 to 1131 and encodes 376 amino acids. The record is from RefSeq and is a predicted model, not a curated record. The transcript has 5 exons. Lineage: Eukaryota; Fungi; Ascomycota; Sordariomycetes; Sordariales; Chaetomiaceae.